Biomphalaria glabrata is the source of this 2740-nucleotide messenger RNA. RefSeq lists its product as uncharacterized. Lineage: Eukaryota; Metazoa; Mollusca; Gastropoda; Planorbidae. The transcript has 2 exons. Bases 71 to 970 code for a protein of 299 amino acids. The record is from RefSeq and is a predicted model, not a curated record.
CUUACCAUCAUCACGUGACGUACAGCUUCAGUCUCUUGCUCUGUUAGCGUCUUCAUACCUAGAACUCAAAAUGUUUUCAUGGUCACUGAUUGGGGCUUUGUUCGCGUCUAUCAUACCCUUGUACUUAGCAGCUACCAACCCAACCUCUGUCAUAGCAGCUACCAACCUAACCGCUGUCAUAUCAACCUAUACCCCGGCCUGCAGGGCGAUGUUCAAAUACAACUUGUUACAAGAACUUAACAGCACAACCUGUGGACAAGAUGGACAGUCAGAGUUAAACCAGUACCUGGUCAGCCUUGGCUUUUGCACCGAGAACGAGCGCAUGAACCUAACCAAUACCAUUUGCGUUGGAAGCAGCAGUGGGCCUGUUGCAAUCAGUCCAGCAAGAACCAGCUUCUAUAACACGCUCAACUUGCUGAGUUCCGGUUGCCACGAGCGGGCGCAUGUCUGCAUCUUGUCGUCUGCUGUUUCCGUUGUGUACAAAAAACAAGAACAGUUUUGUCCCUUACUGAACGUCAACAUAGAUGGCGUCACUCUAGAGGCGUGUCUGACUACCGCGGUUAGUGUGUCUCAAAACUGCACCAAGUCAGAAUUUGUCAAACUCAACGCUACAGCGUGCAACGUGACAACUACUGAUGUUGAUCAAAACUUUUCUAAGGCCUUAAUGAAAGUCUCAAGGAGUUGUCAAUCUCGGGUGUCGAGCUGCGUCAUGGGUAACGAAAUUGUCACAAACUUGUUAAUGGACGGGAAAUACUGUGAGGCUCUAACCAUGGACAAGAACAUCAUGGAGACAUGUCUCAGGACCAGCAACUCCUGCACGUCUGCCGAGUUUGACUUGUUGAAAAUGACAGCAUGCAAAACGUCAAAUCAAACCAAUGCAGCUCCAGCAAAAGCUUUUGGGUUUCUCCCCUUAGUUCUGGGUUUACUAGUUGCCUCUAUUUUUUCGUCAGUGAUAAACUAUUUUGUGUAAUUAUCGUAUACGUGAAUAGAAUCCAAUGGUCACAUAUACUUAGUUGGUUAUAAGAACAAAAUAAGGAAAUUAAAUAAAAUAGAACACAAGAUAAAAGCCAAAGUUAUUUAAUCACACGGAAAGUAACAAUAGAAUAUUUCUUUUUUAAGAUUCCAUUUGUAUAAUUUAUUCUCAAUUUUUAUUUCGACUUUUUACUUCGCAAUAAUAAUUAUUAACAAUGUCAGUUUUCGUUCAAUUAUUAUAAUUAUUUUUUUUUAACUACUGAGACUUUUUUUGUGUGACUUGGCAGAAUUUAGGUCAUUGGUUAAUAGGCAUGACUAAAAGCAAGACGCGUAGGACGUAAUCAUCUUCUUUUUUGAAGUAACGUCUGUAUUAUAUAAGAUAAGAUAAGGCGCAGAAACCUAUCUACCUAAACAGUGGCGUAUCUUUUAAAGAGACACCAGAGUGUACAUUUUCUUCUCAGGGAAUUUCCAAAAUUAUUUAAUCCUAUUGCUCAAACAGAUUUUCAGUAUUCCAAUUCACCCUGAUUACAAUCAGCUCAGGGAGGCCCUAGACUUAGUGAGGCAAAUGUUGAUGUCGUGAACGAGGGAAUAAAAGGAGAGAUAAAACUGGGUCGUGAAAACUUUAGGCUCUGAAAGUGGUAUCAACUGUUUUUGUUUUGUUCAACAUUAGGUUGACUCUGAAAGUGGUAUCAACUGUUGUUUUUUUUUUUUUUUGGUCAACAUUAGAUUUACUCUGAAAAUGUUAUGUCCUAAAAGUCAUUUUUAGAUCUAUUUUUAGAAUCUAAAAUCAUCCUCCAUUGGUUCAUUUCUGUAACAUAAUGUUAAAAAUGACUAGUGACAGGAAGAGGUUAACGUGUGACCCCGGCGAGAUAACACAGCAGCGAGUGUUCUCUGGAAUGUACAUGUAUAAACAAAGGCAGGAUGUGACGUUUCCUCACGUGUUAUUCCAGAAGAUACUAGCAGUGUUUGUGGAACUUUGGAGGAUCGAUUAAGGACUCUAUAUAAGCCAGAGAGUUAAUGUGAAAGUCAGUCGUGAGUGAGUCGUCGGUACUGUUGUCUACUGUGCGAGACAGUAGAAGAGAGAUGUGUACGACUCGAUGCAAGUUAAUUAACUAGGGUAGAGUUAACUGGAGUGGACUACUGUCGUUAAAGUCUAUACAGCGAACUACAGUGGACUUGAGCCGUUACAGUCGAAUCAGUCGAUGUAAAACGUGUGCGGCUCUGAUUCGGUAGACUUGAGUACGACUUGGUUCAGUUUGGGAGACCUGGAGCGACACUGGGAAGUGUGUCGUUGGUCUGUUCUGUGGAAUACGGCUCGAUGCAAGUUGAGAAGAGAUGAAUUGCAACGAAGUGAAGAGAUGAAUUGCAACGAAGUAUAGCUAACUGUAAACUGACAGAUAUUGUACAGUCUUCUACGCUAAAUGUUACAGUGAAGAAUUGUUAGAGUUAAUAGUCAUUAAAGUUAUAUGAAGCUGAAAGUUUAGUCGUCAAGUUCUUUGCAGUGUUUUUAUUUGUGUGCCUACUAGUACAUUUAGCCAGAAGAUUCAGAAAUACGUAACAAUAAUAUGUGUUUAAAUUGGUAUUAUGUAUGUGUAUGUAUAUACGAACUAAUAGUAAUGUAUAUUUGAAAUGUGAUAAGAGCAUAAACAUUAUUCUCAGAUUAAAUUCAACAGUAUUUAUCUCAUUGCUCUGCAUUUUCUUGUUUUCCAAAGGCCCUUAUGAAAUGCAACAUUCCCAUGACCCUUUUUAGGCCUACAUUUAUUUUUGU